Molecule: messenger RNA, 2370 nt
Organism: Penicillium alfredii
Lineage: Eukaryota; Fungi; Ascomycota; Eurotiomycetes; Eurotiales; Aspergillaceae
Product: putative transcription regulator BDF1
Exons: 4
Coding region: 1-2370 (789 amino acids)
Biological process (GO): regulation of DNA-templated transcription; chromatin remodeling
Cellular component (GO): nucleus; chromatin
Source: RefSeq, a predicted model, not a curated record
AUGGCGACCCCGCCUCCAGAGGCUACUCCUGUGGUGAAGGAGGAGAAGCCUCAGCUUCCUCCAUCGCCAACCGGUGUCUCGGCGCCUGAUGUUCCACCAAAGAGUGCUCAAGAUGCGAUGGACACUAAGCCAGAUGCCGCGCCUGCAAUGCUUCAGCCUCCCCCAAAUCCCCCCGCUCUCCCGACGGCUGCCGACAACCCGCUGCCACCAGCAUCGGCACAAACUGAGGCACCCUCCACUGCGGAACCUACUCCAGCCGAAGAAGGGAAGGGUUCUGAAAUCAAGGAUACCCCAACCCAGGUGUCUGCUGCUUCAACUCCGGCAAAUCCUGUCGUGAAGGAGACUUCUCCCGCUCUGCAAGCACCCCCAGGUGCUUCUAGUGCACCACCUGAGGCAACAAAUGGCCCAGCUGAUGCAAAGGAGAUGACUAUUGAUGGUGCACCUGCUCAAGUAAAGACCGACCUCCCCCAUCAUCUAACCACCGACAUCAAGAUCAGCAGCCCUCACGGCACCGAUGGAACUUAUCAAACCAACCUGACCGGGGCCGACCAAACUGGUGACCAGGAAAUGAAAGAUGCACCGGAUUUCCCGCCGUCGCCUUCAAAGGCCCAGAGAGAACGUGAGCUGGAUCCCAAUGAGGAACCGGCCGCGAAGCGCACCAAGGUUGAUGGCGAGGACUUCAAGGCUCCAGAAUUGCCGACUCCUGCCACUGAAACUUCUGGCCCCAUCCUCGCAGGUGGCGAAUCGGGCUUGACAAAGAUGCAGCACAAGUUCUUUGUCAAGAGCCUGUCAACCUUGAAGCGGAUGCAUGACUCACGCUUCUACCGUGAGCCUGUGGAUCCAAUUAAGCUGAACAUUCCUCACUACCCAAAUUUCAUCAAGCAGCCGAUGGACCUGGGAACGAUGGAGAAGAAGCUUAAAGCCAACGAAUACUUGUCACCGCAGGCAGUCGUUGAUGAUUUGUAUCUGAUGGUUCAAAAUGCGUUGACGUUCAACGGCCCAGAUCACCCAGUCACCACGGAGGGACAGAAGUUGAAGGCCACAUUUGAUAAGCAAUUGCUGAGCCUCCCCAAGCCCGACGAAGUUGAAGAAAAGAAGAAGAAGAAGGUGGCGGAGAAGACGUCGGCCGCCCGCCGGCCGCCCCGGACUUCUGGUGGUCAGCCCAAGGCGGCCUCGCCUCAGAGCACGACCUUUGCACUGGGACCUGAAGGGUUGCCCGUCAUCCGCCGCGACUCCGCCAACACUGACGGUCGUCCAAAGCGUUCGAUCCACCCUCCCAAGCGUGAUCUUCCGUACUCCACCAAGCCCAAGAAGAAGAAGUUCUACUGGGAGUUGCGAUUCUGCCAGGAAGUUCUGGAAGAGCUUCACAAGGCGAAGCACCGCGACUGGGUUUUUCCUUUCUACGUCCCCGUCGAUCCGGUCGCUCUGAAUAUUCCUACUUAUCACAGCGUGAUCAAGAAACCCAUGGAUCUGUCCACCGUGCAGUCUAAACUUCGAACAGGGCAGUACGAGAACUCCAAGGAGUUCGAGAACGACGUGCGCCUUAUCUUCAAGAACUGCUUCCGCUUCAACAUCCCUGGCGACCCAACCUAUCUUGCUGGACAAAAGACGGAAGAGAUCUUCAACAGCAAGUGGGCACAGAAGCAGGAAUACGUGGACACUCACGACCACGCAAACCAGGAGCACAGUGAUUCGUCCGAUGAAGACAGUGAUGACGAGGAGGAGGAAACCGAGGAGGAUGAACGCCUCAGCAUGUUGCAGAAGCAAAUCGCGGAGAUGUCCCGCCAGGUUGAAGCCAUCACUUCCAAGAAGAAGAAGACUCCUCCUUCCUCCAAGAAGGCUGGCAAGGCGAAGUCGGGCAAGAAGGAUUCGCGGAAGAGCGGAGGCGCCAAGAAGGACAAGAAGUCCACCGGAUCCAAGGCCGACAAGCCUCGCUGGGUUUCCUACAAUGAAAAGCAGAUCAUCUCCAACGGCAUCAGUAGCUUGCCCGAUAAGAAGAUGCAGGAGGCGCUCAAGAUUAUCCAGAACAAUGUUCCUGCUCUCAAGGGUACCCAAGAAGCGGAGAUCGAACUGGACAUUGACGAGCUUCCCAAUGAUGUCCUGCUCAUGUUGCUCAAAUUCGUCAAGAAGAAUGCACCGCAAGUCAUGGAAGGCGAAGAAUCUCCUCCGCCCAGCAAUGUCGCGGCUCCCAAGCCGAAGAAGAACAAGCCCAUGAGCAAAUACGAGCAAGAGGCUCAGAUCAACAUGCUUAAGAACAACCUUUCGCGCUUCGAGUCUGGUGCACGCUCCCCUGACCCCGUUCCUUCUGUCGAAGCCAACGAAUCGAGUGAUGACGACUCGGAUGAUUCCGAGGAGAGCGAAGAGGAGUAG